GGUGCAGCCUGUCCCUGCUUAUGCUUUCUGACUCUGGCAACUUCUUGUGGAGUUGUUGCCAGCCCCGGAGAUACACAGGCCAAAAACAAAACGUGCAGAAGUUACGUUGGAUUUAUCUUAUGUUAAGAAACACCCCAACGGACACAAGAAAGAAUUCGCGUGAAUCAACGCACGAGGCAUUUAAAGCGUCCAACAUGUUCACGCGCGGGUCAAAGAAGCGACGCUCCAAUCGCUCGACUGAGGCAGAGGAUCCAGACAGAGGGCAGCCAUGUAUGCGCUGUGGAGAACAGUGUCCUGGCUUUCACAUGCACGGAUGGAGGAAGAUCUGUGUGCACUGUAAGUGUGUGCGCGAAGAGCAUGUGGUGCGCUCGGUGCCCGGCCAGCUGGAGAGAAUGAUGAUGAAGCUGGUGUCUGACUUUCAAAGGCACUCCAUAUCCGACGAUGACUCGGGCUGUGCCUCGGAAGAAUACGCAUGGGUACCGCCCGGACUCAAGCCUGAACAGGUUUAUCAAUACUUCAGCUGUAUUCCAGAUGAUAAGGUUCCAUACGUGAACAGUCCAGGAGAACGAUAUCGCAUUAAACAGCUCUUACACCAACUCCCAGCCCAUGACAGCGAGCCUCAGUACUGUAACUCUCUGGAUGAAGAAGAGAAGAAGGAACUGAGGUUAUUCAGCCAGCAGAGGAAGAGAGAGAAUCUGGGUCGUGGCAUCGUACGACUUUUCCCGGUUACCAUGACCGGAGCCAUCUGCCAACAGUGUGGCAGGCAGAUCUAUGGUGGUGAUAUGGCGGUGUUUGCGUCUCGGGCGGGUCACGGCUCCUGCUGGCAUCCUCAGUGUUUCCAGUGUGCUUUCUGUAGUGAGCUUCUGGUGGAUCUCAUUUACUUCUAUCAGGACGGACACAUCUACUGCGGCCGACACCACGCUGAACGCAUCAAACCCCGCUGCCAGGCUUGCGAUGAGAUCAUCUUUGCGGAUGAAUGUACGGAGGCAGAGGGCCGUCACUGGCACAUGAAACAUUUCUGUUGUUUUGAGUGCGAGACAGCGCUCGGAGGUCAGCGCUACAUCAUGAGAGAGAGUCGGCCCUACUGCUGCUGCUGUUAUGAGUCACUGUACGCUGAGUACUGUGACACCUGCGGAGAACAUAUUGGUAUAGACCAGGGUCAGAUGACAUAUGAGGGCCAACACUGGCAUGCCUCUGAAGCAUGUUUCUGCUGUGCCUGUUGUCAGCUCCCUCUGCUGGGCAGACCCUUCCUGCCACGCAGUGGGCUCAUUUUCUGCUCUCGCUCCUGCUCGCUGGGUGAAGACCCAGAUAAUUCAGACUCCUGUGAUUCUGCCCUACAGUGUAAUUCUGCAACACAUAAAACCACUCAAAAUAAGCAGCAUAGUUCCACACCCCGGCCACAGGGGGGAACCAAUCCCACUGCUGUCAACUCUAAAGCCAGUUCUCGGAAGAAUGCAGUCAUAGCGACCAGUACAACAACAGUGAAUGGGUGUAGUCAUUUUCCACUGGAGAGCAGAGGUGUUUACACCUCAUUCACUGCCAUACCAAAGGGUGAACCUCCACCGUAUGGACAAAGACACUCCUAUUCACCAUCUCAGCUCUGUCCUGUAGCCAAUGACAGGGCAGAAUUACCGUGCAGGGACCAAUCAAACAUCAACAUGCACCAAGUGAAUAAUAAGUCAGACAGUUCGUGCAGUGGUUUGGAGUUUACAGUGGAGCUGAAUGGAUAUGCUGAAUUUGGCCCAUUCCCACCAAGCUGCACAUCCAGGGGGACUUCCACAGCAAAGGAUUGUGGGGACAUCAUCGAGAGCAGUUGUACAGAAAUUCCCCCUCAACCUCCGCCUUCAGAUGAAUUUGACAAUCUAGAUGACUCCUUUCCACCCCCUCCAUCCCCUGUUUUCUUCGAGCCAUCUGAUUCGCCGACCCCUUCAGUUUCCCCGCCUACUGUUACUGAAGCGGAAGACCCUCCCACCACACCUGUCCGCGGCAGCACGGCCCGGGUCAGCUUCAGAGAGCCAAUCAGCUGCAGUUAUUCAGUGGAAGAGGAAGAGUGGGAGGAGCAGGAGGAAGUAGGAGUGGAGAGAAAAGAGGGAGAGGAGGAGGAGCAGGAGGAAGAUGAAGUUGAGGGCAGUUUGGGACACAGGUUGCGGAUGUGCAGUGGAGUACCUUCACAAAUGGACCUGUUGGAUGGAUCGUACCACCGUGGUUUCCGGCGGGGCCACCUUGCCACAGAGAAGCGCUUGCGGCGUUCCAGAGGCUCGCGGAGAGACAGACCUCGUCUGGACACCCUGGACUACUGGGAUGGUGACCAUAGGUGUCGCUCCAACAGCAUCCUGGACGGCAGCAGGAAUGGCAAUCUGAAACUGCACUUCACCCGCUACAGACACGAAGAAUCCUGCUCAACCUGCUCCUCUUCCUCAGACUCAGAGGAGGAAGGCUUUUUCUUGGGCCAGCGUAUUCCUUUGCCACCGCAGCUGACGUGUGGUGAGAGGGUGGGGGAAGGACAGAGAGAGAAAGAGGACAAGGAGAAGAGACAAACAGGAAGUUUUAGGAGGAAAAGGACACAGAGUCUCAGUAGAGGAGACAAGGAUAAGAACUGCAUACUGUCCUGAGACAAAGAGAAUGAGGCUGUGUUCAGAAUAGUAUACUACCAUACUACUCUUAUUAUUGUUGCAGUAUAACGUGUGUAUACCAGGGCUCAAGAGUCAGAAAUUGUUCUGCUUGCCCAGCCACAAAAAAGUAUGCAUUUGAUUUUUAGAAAUGUAUUUUAUAUAUCCUAUUAAAUGUCAAGAUGAUAACCAAAUUUCAAGACAUUUUUACACAAUAUUGGAUUAAAACGCGAAAUAAACCGUCUUUAUUUCCCAAGAUAAUAACCACUAAAAUGGAUGCCAUUUGCUGAAUUAACAUGAAACGUGAUGAAGUUAUGCGACAAACAUAGUGAGUUCUUGUGACAACAAUAUAGUAUGCUGCUGUUUGAAAUUUUUAUCAUGGAAAAAUGUCUACUUUUUAAAAAUAAUAGGUACUUAAGCAGUAUUCAGUAACAGUGAUUGAUGUAAUCCAAUCACAAAGUAAUUUGCUAUCAUUUAAAGUAGAAAAGUAGUGUAAUGUUUUACAUUUUACAUUCUUGUAAUCAGAUUACAGUUUCUGACUUUCAAUUAAAGUAAUUGCUUUAAGUACAUUACUUGGGUUAAACAUGUUUCUAAAAUAAUAUUAUGUAUAAUACAUUUAAAACAUGAAUUAAUAUGUCCAUAUGUACGUCUGUUUACGUUAAGGAAAAAUAGACCUUUUUUUGAAUUUGUUGAGCAGAACAAAAAACCUCUUCAAUGAAAAGUAUUUUUGAAAGUAACUUAAAAGUGAACUAAUUAGUAAUGUGAUUUCAGUCAUGACAACUCUCUGAAAGAAUUGGCAUGUUAAUGUGUGUAUGACAUAUUGGUAGGGUAGUGGUCUUGGCAGACUAGAUCUGCUGAUGCUGCUGCUUCUACAGCAGAGCAAGUAUGGAGACUUGCUACUGCUAGAACUUACACAGACAUACUAGAACAUAUGACAUACAAUCCCCGUAUAGCAGCACUAGACCCGUGGAGCUGGGGUGGAGGUGGGUUUCAGAAAAAAAACUCAUGCAGUACGCUGCAGAGAAACCAGCUUAUCUUCAAAACUGAGCUAUUUAAAUGUUAGACAAAGAGAGAGAAGCAAGUUGAUUGGUUAGCAGAUUACAAGUCAAAGGACCAAUCAGCUUACACCAUAUGAGCCUACUGGCUUAACAUGUCACAUGUGAGUGAGCCAAAUGGCUAACAGAUAACAAGCUUGCGCCACAUUUUGCGAGUUGCAUGGCUGAACUUUUUUGAUUAAGUAACUGGUAAAGUAAUCAUCAAUUUUAGAAAAGUAAUUAGUAAUUUGCAUUACAGUUACUUGUUUUGAGGUAUUUACCCAACACUGUUCAGUAAGUAGUAAGCAGCAUUCUGUUCUGAACAUAUGACACAGAAAAUGCAAGAAUAACUCUAAAAAAUGUUAGUGAUUUUUUCUUGUGUAGGAUUUUAAAAGACCUUGUCGUGAACUUAUAUCACAUUACAAGAUCUAUCAACCCUGUUCAAUAAACUCAACCAAAUCAAGAAACUGCUUUGUCAUGAACAAAGAUCACAUUAUCUGACAGUCUGUGCAACUGUGUACCAAUAUUUAUUUAUUUUUUUACAGAUGAUAACAUAUAUUCAUCCAAUAAGUAGUUACUUAAAGGUGCCUAGUCAAAUAUACUGGCAUUAUUUGAUCUGACAGGGCUGAGGAACAUUUCUAAAUCAAAUUGGGCUUGGAAAAAGUACAAGACAGCUUCCAAUUUUCUGUAAAAGUACUCCAUUAUCUACUGUAUAUUGAAUAUAUUUCAUUUUACAUUUCUUUAGAGCUAAGUAAGAGACUCUAUGCUAUGUUGCGAAUCGAAUACUAGCAUAGUAUAAUACAGUGCAGUAAACAAUGCAUGCUGCCGAUAUUUGUAUGUAUUUUUUAAACAUUAUGUGAAACACUGCCAGAGACUGUUUAGCCCCGAGAUGAAGCACGUAUAUUAAAAUGAAUGGGAGAAAAUUAAGAAAAAUUUGUAGAAAAAGAAGUCCCGCCUUACAGGUAAAAGAGCCAAUCACCUUUCAGAUACAGACCUCGUAUGUCAUAUAACUCAAAAACGUGAAUUUCCAAUUCAAGUAGGCUAUCCAUGGAAAAUAGCUGCCAGGGAGCGUCCCCAAGAUGGCCGCCGUGUGCACUGACUUGCCUUGAAAGGGACUUUGGCAGUAUGCAUUAUGUAACGAUAAACAUUUUGCACAAUAGUAUGCUACAUUGUUUGGGUCACAUGAACUCACUAGAUUGAACGAUUCAUUGAGUAAGUGGUGUCCAGAUCUAGGAAAUGAAAGCAGGUUUUUUUUUAUUUUUGUGUAUCCAUACUAUAUACUGAAGAAUGUAGUAUGGUAGUAUGCUAUUCCAAACAACCCUGUGUCUAGGUGAAAGGUAAUUCCAAUAAUUCUAUAAAACCAGAGAUUAUCUGAUUUUAAAAGAUUCUUUUAAAAUUACAGAAAUGAGUGUUGUUGAGGUGCUUCAAUAAAGGUUACAUCUAAUCCCAUAGUAUCUAAAAUCAACUUCUUAAAAUGGCUACUUGUGAUCAGUUGUAGCUUGUUUGACUAGUUUUGAAAGGGUUGUGUAAUUUGCACUUUAACUAAGUGUAACUAAGUGAAACUUAUUGAAAUGUAAACACAAUGUUAUUGGGUUGCUGCAUUUGAGCAUGCAUUGUCAUAAAUGUUGUUUGAGAAACAUAAGUCAACCAACAGAAUGUUCCAUAAUGUUUUCAUGGUAUUUCUAACAUACAGAAUAGCAUACAUGAGGCUAUUGCGGGCUGUAUAUUAAUUAAAACAUGACAAAAUGUACUCUUUCUCUCUUCAUGAGCUGUAUGAUAUGUAAAUAUUUACAUUUCAAACCUGUAAAACGAGAAUUUUAAUACAGACAUAUGGCUUUCUCUUUGUGUUUUAUGAAUGAAAUGGUGAUUGUUUUAUAUUCUCAUGAAGAUUCUUGCUUUCAGCUGUGACUAUAAUUUUUAGGACGUUUUUCCUUUAUUGGAGGAAAAAAUAAAAUACACUUAUACCUA
Molecule: messenger RNA, 5611 nt
Organism: Myxocyprinus asiaticus (Chinese sucker)
Lineage: Eukaryota; Metazoa; Chordata; Actinopteri; Cypriniformes; Catostomidae
Product: prickle planar cell polarity protein 3-B-like
Exons: 11
Coding region: 21-2612 (863 amino acids)
Molecular function (GO): zinc ion binding
Source: RefSeq, a predicted model, not a curated record